AUACUAAUGAUUGGUUUUAAUUUCAGAUCUUUGAAAUAGUCUUUGCAAUUGUAUUUAAAUUAACAUCAUGAACCCCAUUGCUGGAUCGAAUCAGCAAUUUUCCCACAGUAUAGGCUCACCAGCAGUAUCCUUACCAGCGGGACCGACUGGGGAUAGAAGAGGUGGUGCGAGUAGUGCCUCAAUGUCUGCGGCCACCCUGGGUUCUGGUUUGGCAGUGGGGGCUGGCUCGAAUGUCGCGAGCAUGGGAGUAAUGCAAGGAGAGGCAGUGAGUCAUGAGUAUGUGUUCAAGUGGAUUGAGGACUUGGGAUGCUCGGAGACUCGCGAAAAUAGUUUACUAGAACUAAGCAAGAAGCGUGAAUCAGUUCCCGACUUGGCUCCAAUGCUGUGGAACUCGUUUGGAACUGUAGCCGCUCUUCUACAGGAAAUAACCAACAUAUAUCCUCUUAUAUUCCCUCCAGUCAUGACAGCUCAUCAAAGCAAUAGAGUGUGCAAUGCAUUAGCCCUGCUGCAGUGUGUGGCCUCGCACCCAGAAACUAGAACUCCAUUUUUACAUGCUCAGAUCCCUCUGUAUCUGUACCCGUUUCUACACACCUCUAGCAAGACUAGACCAUUCGAGUACCUGCGUUUGACUAGCCUGGGAGUGAUAGGGGCUCUAGUGAAGACAGACGAAGUGGAUGUGAUCAACUUCCUACUCACCACUGAGAUCAUCCCCCUCUGUCUGCGCAUCAUGGAGAACGGAUCAGAAUUAUCCAAGACUGCAACUACCUUUAUCUUGCAGAAGAUCCUUCUGGAUGAAACUGGAUUGAAUUACAUCUGCCAGACGUAUGAUCGCUUUUCCCACGUUGCUCUCAUACUUGGUAAAAUGGUCAUGGCUCUUGCGAAAGAACCUUCACAGCGGCUUUUGAAACACGUGAUCAGAUGCUACCUCCGACUUAGUGACAAUCCCAGAGCCAGAGAGGCUUUGAGAUCUUGUCUGCCAGAGCAACUGAAAGAUCAGUCAUUUUUCCAGGCAUGUCUGAAAGACGAACCCAACACGAAACGCUGGCAGGCUCAACUCAUUCGCAAUGUUGAGACACCUAAUAACGUGCAACCGUCUGGAGACUCUUUGCAUGGAAAUAACUAAUGACUCACUUAAAAACUCUUAGAUGAUGCAACUAUUUAUGCGAGAAUUUCGAUGUUUUAAUUCAAA
Molecule: messenger RNA, 1189 nt
Organism: Symsagittifera roscoffensis
Lineage: Eukaryota; Metazoa; Xenacoelomorpha; Acoela; Convolutidae
Product: CCR4-NOT transcription complex subunit 9-like
Exons: 6
Coding region: 68-1123 (351 amino acids)
Biological process (GO): negative regulation of translation; mRNA catabolic process
Cellular component (GO): P-body; CCR4-NOT core complex; CCR4-NOT complex
Source: RefSeq, a predicted model, not a curated record